Messenger RNA from Canis lupus familiaris (dog), 4695 nucleotides. It is a transcript of the gene DDN, whose product is annotated as dendrin. Bases 966 to 3083 code for a protein of 705 amino acids. Lineage: Eukaryota; Metazoa; Chordata; Mammalia; Carnivora; Canidae. The transcript has 3 exons. The record is from RefSeq and is a predicted model, not a curated record.
GUAGAAGGAAGCACCUUCAAGCAAAGAGCCACCAGAGUGCAGCUGGAACCAUUGCCAUACACACUCUUCUCCCACCUCUCUGCACCCCUCCCCUCCACUGGAGCUGCUGCCAUGGUUGCCAGGCAUGGUUGCUAAGUCUCUGCAUGGAAGGGUUGGCGUGGGCUGUGCUGCCACUAACAUUACCAUGGUGAAUCAGGGGACACCUGGUAUAGGCUUGGGGGGGAGGGAUCACGUGGAUGUAAGCAACACCCCCUGCCCCUGGGACAGAAUGAGCGUAAAAGGUGAGCAUCUUGAGCACCACUUCAGGUUGGGGGGGCUAAGUGAGCUAGGCAUUGUUGUAGUGGUGGUGAUGGGGAGCUCCACACUGGGAAAUCGGGGCCACUUUUAGCAUUUCAGUUGCUAGGGGACUGGUUUUGCCAAGGGAACACACCAUUCCUCCUCCAUCCCUUCUGAAAGGGUGCAAAUGCAUAAGUACCUUAGUCUGUCCUCCAUAAGGCUGAGCAGAGCUGUGUGGGCACAGAACAGUAUGACCCCCAAAUCCUGGCUUUUGGAUUGCGGGAGAGAGCCUGCUGCGAGGAGAGGGCUCCAUGGGUGCCCAAGGACAAACAGCUAGCAUAGGAACGUGGGACAGUUUGGAUGGCCAAGACAGACUCCUGUGUCCGACCAGCAGCGCUGGGCUGCAACACUGAGAGGUCGCCGCGCCCCUCCUCGACAGCCCAUGGACUUCCAAGCCAGCCACUGGGCCCGCGGGCCCCAGAGCCGCACGUGAGUGAAGGAGGGGUGACGGGAAGAGAGUGGUGGGGCGGGGAGUGGGGUCCGGACCUCCCCGCAGGCACCAGCCAGUGCUGCUGGACCCCGUUCUCUUUCCCACGCCUCCCCCUACCCCAUCCCGAGGGCUGGGGCCUGACUCUUCCCCGCAUUGUUUGGGGGGGCAGGAGUGGGUGUGAGAAAGGGCAGGAGGUGAGAUGGGGCAGACGCUGUUAAAGUGUGCAUGGAGAGAUGGCGCGGAGUCCGGCUUCGACUUCAGCCCUAACAUAUACGCACGUGCACACACGCACACACUCACACACACCCCUCCACAUGGCUGCCCCAAAUGGCCUCCAGUGCUCCCAGCUCCCCGGACCUCGGCUCCCUUCCCCCACAAACUGCUCACCUGGGUUCCUGCUCAUUGUCCCAGGUGUGGGCCGCGCCCGGGAUCCCCUGAGCCGCCGCCCCGCCGUCCCUGGGCCUCCAGGGUGCUGCAGGAGGCGACCAACUGGCGGGCGGGGCCCCCGGCCGAGGCCCGAGCCCGGGAGCAAGAGAAAAGGAAAGCAGCGUCGCAGGAGCGGGAGGCCAAGGAGACCGAGCGAAAAAGGCGCAAGGCUGGUGGGGCCCGAAGGAGCCCCCCCGGUCGGCCCCGCCCGGAACCUCGGAGCGGCCCUCGGGUGGCCCAGCCAGUAGGGCCCCCAGCUCCUUCUCGACCCGAGCGCCUGGGGCCGGCGGGGCGACCGCCCCGUCCAUCCGCGCAGCCGCAGAGCGACCCAGGGGCGGCGUGGGCGGGGCCCUGGGGAGGUAGGCGGCCAGGGCCCCCCAGCUACGAGGCUCACCUGCUGCUGAGAGGCGCAGCCGGGACAGCCCUGCGACGACGCUGGGACCGCCCGCCACCCUACGUGGCUCCACCUUCUUACGAAGGCCCCCACAGGACCUUGGGGUCCAAGCGAGGCCCCGAGCCCCCCCAGGCGCCGGCCCCCGCCGCCUCUGCUCCGACUCCGGCCAGGACAGAGGGAGGGUGCGCCAAGAAGAGGCUGGACCCUCGGAUCUACCGGGACGUCCUCGGGGCUUGGGGGCUCCGGCAGGGGCGGGGUCUCCUGGGGGGAUCCCCGGGCUGUGGAACGGCCGCGCCGAGGCCGGAGGCCGGCAAGGGCGCCGCCGAGAGAAGCCUGGGGCCGGCGGCCGCUGGCCUGAGUGCUGGGAGCGACGGCCGUCCCCAAGCCAGAGCUGCCGGGAGCCCGAGCGCCCAGACGGCUCCCGCGGGGUCGGCCCCCGCCGCGCGCAGCCCCCCGCGGCCCGCCCCCAGGGCCAGGCCCCGGCUCAAGGGCUCCGAGGAAGGGAAAGAAAACAGGGAACAGAGCUGGCUCCCCAAAUGCUGGGUUCCCUCCCGUAAAAGGCAGCCGCCCCGACAGAGCCAGACCCUCCCCAGACCCUGGGCUCCAGGAGGCACGGGCUGGAGCGAAUCCCCGGGUCUCAGAGCGGGGGCAGGACCCUCAGAGGGUGGGAAGGGGACCCGCCGCGCCCACACCCUGCCCCGCAGCGCCCGCGGCCCUGCGCGCGGAGAAGGCGUCUUUGUCAUUGACGCCACGUGCGUGGUGAUCCGGUCGCAGUAUGUUCCGACCCCUCGAACCCAGCACGUACAGCUCUUGCCCGCCGGGGUGCCGCGCGCCGCGGGGGAUGCCCCCAGUCCUCCGGGGCCCAGCCAGGAGGAGGGCGAGGGAGCCGCGGCCCUGCCCUCGCCUUGCCAAAAACUGCUCCCGAGCAGUCGCCCGUCACACCAGCUCGGUGGGGGGCGCGGGUUCGAAGCCGAGGGCGGGAAGCCGGCGGACUCCUCCUUGGAGGAGCGCGCCUCCCGCAUCUUGGGGCUCCCGGUGGGCGAAGUAAACCUCCGGGACGCCCCCGCGCAGCCCGGUAGCCCGGAGCGCUCGGCCCUGGGCCCGGCGGCUUCGGGAGGCGCGGCCCCCGCCGAGGGCCCGGAGGGAGUGGCGGCGGCCCCCCGGCGCGCGGGCCGGGGCUGGGCGCGGACCCCGGGGCCGUACGCGGGGGCCCUGCGGGAAGCCGUGUCCCGCAUCCGCCGCCACACCGCCCCGGACUCGGACUCGGACGAAGCUGCGGAGCUCAGCGUCCAGAGCGGCUCCUCCGAUGGAAGCGACACAGAAGCCUCGGGCGCCUCCUGGCGAAAGGAGCCGCCCCGGCCCGGCGAUGGCGGGAAGACCGCUGAGCUGAGCGACAGUGUCCGAGAUAUCCUAGAUGUCAUCAGCCGAACCGAGGAGGCCCUCUUCGGGACGAGGGACACUAAGGGGGUCCCACAGGGAAACAGGGAGCGGCAGUGACAGGCCCUUUCUUGUAUUUGUGUUCCCCACCUUUCCAUCCUUGGGGCCACCGGUCCUCUUUCUUCCUCACUUCCUUGUAAUCCUUACACCAUAGUCAUUCCCAUUCUUGAAAUAGAAGCCGCCCAAAUGAAAGGAAAGGGAGCAUAUGCCAGUCCAUGAUUUAUUUCUCUUUUCUUGUGUCUUCUUUUCUUUCUUCCUUUCUUUUUCAGGAGGGUGAGGAUGAGCAGUAGACUUUAAUAAUGCCUGUCCAUUCAGGGCACUGGGGUAAGGUCUUCAGCAGAGGCCGGUGCACUAGGCGUGGAGCGGAGCAGAGUGGCCUCGCCGGGUUGAGGCAGGAGGGCCGUGAUGGUGUAGUCAUAGGGCAACUUUAGGGCAGGGUCUUGGGGCUGGAGGGAGACAGGCUUCUGACUCAGGUGACCAGGUGACAUAGAGGCCUCUUCUUGGCAGAAGAGGAAGGGAUCCAGAGGCAACCAGCAAAACAGGAAGAGGGCUCACUUUGGUGUUACAAGUCUUGGGUUCCGAUCCCAAUGCUGACCCUGACUUGCUGGGUGACCUUAGGCAAGUCACUUCCCUCCUCCAGGCCUCCUAGUAUGUAGGGAGGGUUAAGUUCAUCCCUGAUGUUUUAGAUCCUUGGCGGAGGCUCUCAUCUCACCCUCUCCUCCACAGGCCAAGAAAGAAAAUUAGGAAUAAGUGAACAGACUCUGAGGGUCCCUCAGAUGGCUUCACUGUCACCUGCACUCAUUCUCAGUAUUCAAGAGACUGUCCAGGGUUUGCAGAAGAUCUGAGCAAGUGGGUAAGGGCUUCUAUCCCAAUCUCUUUAGGUUUAGGUGAGGGCUCCUCGAGGCAGAGAAGGAUGGUGGCCUUGUCACUGUCCCUGGCCUGUGGUGGUCCAAGCUGGGGAGGGAAGGCAGCCAGUGAAUCAGCUUGGGACCUCCAUGGCCUUCCUCCUUUCCCUCCUCCCCAGUGUUCCUUAGUGAUCCUCUGAAUCGUACCACGAUUUCUCACCCCGGUGGUAUCACUCAUCUGAAAGAACCCCGAGAAUUUCUUGCAUCUCUGCCUCUUCCAGAAACCUUGGCCAGGGAAGGAAGGCGGAGAUUGGGCCCCCAAAGCCUGUAGGGGUGGGAUGUGAUACUCGCUGUAGCCACUACGGGGCGCGCGCAGGUCGCGGAUUUCCCCGGUAGCUCCUUCCCGAGUCCCCCCCCUACCCGGGCACCGCUAGUUAACCAGAUACCCAGUUACUGCGCGCGGGUCCCCCGCCUUGCCACCUACUGCCGUGCGAGGUCGGGGGCAGGCCUCUGGCCUCCUGGACCUCUGCAGCGCGCGGAGCCCCUCUUCGUACUCACCCACGCCACCCGGCUUGGGACCCGGACGCUGGAGUCUCUCUUUCUCUCCGGAUCUUGGACAGUUCUGUCUCUAUUUACUAGCCAUGUGAAUUUGGCCAAAUCACUUCACCUCCCUGAGCCUCAGUUUCCUCAUCUGUCAAAUGGGGGUUUAUAAACACCUACCUCGCAGGGUUGUUGUGAGGAUUUUAUGCGAUAAUGUAUGUAAAGCGCCUUGUACAGUGCCUGGCACACAGUAGGCGCUCAAUAAAUCUAAGCUUCCCUUUGUCCAA